This is a messenger RNA of Rubroshorea leprosula, 3292 nucleotides long. NCBI's taxonomy places the organism in Eukaryota, Viridiplantae, Streptophyta, Magnoliopsida, Malvales, Dipterocarpaceae. The record is from the annotation of a GenBank genome assembly.
CCCUCCAAUCCAAUUCAGUCUUCUUGGUAGUUUUCUGGGUAUUCGCCGUCUCUCAGAAUUCAUUCCAUAUUUCAACAAAAAGAAAAUUCUCUCAUUCCAAGUUUUCUGUUUAGGGUUUCAAAUUUCUACUGCAGAGACCAAAUCCAAUGACCCAUGACUCUCCACUUAUGGCAAAACUCCAAUUUUUCUUGAGAUGUUAGGUAGAGAAGAUAAAGAGCCCCAUGCCGGUGUUUCCCGGAGACCCUAUUUACGGUCAGUUUCUUGGACUGACCGGUCACCUACUAGUAACCCAAUUCCAAAACCACAGCCAGGAGGAACCAAGGGACGCGCUGGUUUGCCGCCCCUUUCAAUAACAAGGAGGCCUGUUGAGGAAUGGCCAAGGGCUGGCUCUGAUGAUCUUGGUGUGUGGCCAAAUCCCCAGACGCCUAGAGGGUCUGUUAAGGCUCCUGAGAAUUCUGGUGUUGAUAGGGAGUUUCAGCUUAAGAAGGAUAAGCUAGCAUUUUUUGAUAAAGAAUGUUCCAGGAUUGCUGAGCAUAUAUAUUUAGGGAGUGAUGCGGUGGCCAAAAACCGUGAAAUUCUGAGGCAGAAUGGGAUUACUCAUGUUUUGAACUGUGUUGGGUUUGUUUGUCCUGAAUAUUUCAAGAGUGAUCUUGUGUACAAGACACUCUGGUUGCAAGAUAGUCCGUCAGAGGAUAUCACGAGUAUUCUCUAUGAUGUGUUUGAUUACUUUGAGGAUGUUCGAGAACAAGGUGGGCGGGUUCUGGUGCACUGUUAUCAGGGAGUGUCAAGAUCAACGUCUUUGGUUAUUGCCUAUCUCAUGUGGAGGGAGGGCCAGAGCUUUGAGGAUGCAUUUCAAUUUGUUAAGGCAGCUCGUGGGGUGACUAAUCCAAAUAUGGGAUUUGCUUGCCAACUUCUGAUGUGCCAGAAAAGGGUGCACGCAAUGCCCGCAAGCCCAAAUUCUAUGCUUAGGAUGUAUAGGAUGGCCCCACACUCAUCCUAUGAUCCUCUUCAUCUUGUACCAAAAAUGUUAAACAAUGCAGGUAUAAAAGGGCUAGACUCACGUGGGGCGUUCAUUGUGUACGUUCCUUCUGCUAUAUAUGUCUGGAUUGGGGAGAAUUGCAACUCUGUUAUGUCAAGUAGUGCUGGAGUGGCUGCCAAUCAGGUAAUUAAAUAUGAAAGGGCAAAGGGUCCUAUUGUCACUAUUAAAGAAGGGGAGGAGCCUUUGGAUUUUUGGGAUGCUCUUACAAAUGGACAACUCUUGGCAGGUGGUUGUGACAAUCCAGAGGUCAGGAAGGUAAGCAAUUUACCUUCUGAGAAUGAUACAAUUGGUGUGGCAAUCCAAAAUGCGGUUGGUGGAAAGAAGGUAGAUGACUAUGAUUUGGAUUUUGAACUUUUCCAGAAGGCACUUGCUGGGGGUGUUGUUCCACCAUUUUCAGUGUCAGAUGGUGAAUUUGAAACUUGCCUUCCAGCUAGAGAAAAUGGGUGGGGGAGGCUAAGACAGAAGUUUGCCAGUGGUAUCAUGAAGGAGUUUGUCAAUUCGUCUAGGCUGAGUUUUGGCAUGGCACCAACAAGUGAUCAAGCUGAUAUGAUUAUAGAUGCUCAUGAAGACUUGGAAGAUGAUGUUUGUAAGAAUGAUUUUUCUUCACCAUCAUCCCCAUCAACCAAUCGAUGCAGUUCACCUGCUUCCUUUGAUUGUUCCCUAAAUAGUAGUGCAGGCAGAAUUAGGGAUCCUACUAAAGAGGUGGAACACUGUAUGUCUUUGACAUAUUCCUUUUUGCCACCUGCAUCUCCUUGUGGUUCAUCACAUUCCUUCUCUUCUUUUGCUGCUAGCAGCCCAAAAUUCAGCUCCAAGUCUCCUACACUUUCACCUUCAACCUCUGAUUAUGCCAGUUCAUUUACUUUUUCACCCUCAUCUUCCAAUUGGUCUGACUUGUCAUAUUUGUCUUCUCAGCAGCCUUCACCUUCUGCCCUUGAAGCUACCGAUCUGUUUUCUAGUAAGAAUGCCUGCUUCGCAGACAACUCUUGUUGUCUGUAUAAAGAAGCUCCAGCAUCACCUGCAAAGGCAUUUUCUUUUAAUCAUAGUCUCAGAGUUGCAAAUACUUGUUCACCAUGUAAAGGGUAUUGUCCCUCAAUUGCAGAGCGCAGAGGUAGUAAUCCUCCACCUAGGAUGCUAUUAUCGUCGCUUGAUGAACCUUGUAAAGUCACCAAGAACCUUGUAAGGUCCAGGUCCUUUUCUCUACCUGACUUGGAUGAUGAUGCACUGAAAGACGUAGAUGACAAUCAAUUUGAGCCUGAAGACAGUAGAGAAGAGCCAAUGUUAGAUGCUGUUGACACUGGCGAUGAGUCACAUAGUGGAACUGAAGCCAGAAGGGUGUUUGGUGAGUCUUAUCUUCAAUUGGAUGAUGUAAUCAGUAAAGGCUUAGAGGUAACAGCCUCAGCUCUGUACCAGUGGCCUUCAUUAUGUAAAGUGGAGAUGCAUAGUUCUCACAUCCUUGAUUCUAGAUCAGCAUACAUGUUGCUGGUUACAGAUGUGAGUUUUGGCACAAGUAAUUCUGAUGUUUUAUAUGUCUGGCUGGGCCAUAAAUUUGUGAAUGAAAAUUGGCAUGGUCAAUCAAUCAGCGGUGGGUGUACGCCCAAGGAUGUUCAUCUUCAUGGGGAAACAAUUGGCCGUAACUUUCUUAAGCACAUUGGUUUACCAGCAAAUGUCUCUUUACAGAUAAUUAGAGAAGGUGCAGAGCCAGCAGAGUUCCGAAACCAUGUAAACGGUUUUCUUAUUUCAAAAGGCUGAACACGAACAACUGCAAUAAUAUGGUUCCUUCAAGGAGGUUGUGAUCUUUUUGCUGCUUGCAACUAAGGUCAUAAUGGAUCUGUUGUGGCUUUUGUAAACGUAUGAAUUGGCAUCCCAAGUGGUACAAGGGGUUGUAUCUGCUUGUGUGAUGUAUGGAGAAGAUUUGAGGUGACCAUGUACAGAAAACAAGUCUCCUUUUUCAGUAGUAGGUAUCAUUAUGUGCCCCAAAAAGGAUGGCUUAACUACUCGACUUCGAGAUUCCGACUUCGAGAUUUUAAGUCAAACCAUGAGUUAAGUGGAAAUGGAUUUGAAAAAAGAGAAAGCUUAUUAUCUCUUGUAUAGUCCAUUAUUAAAUGUAACAAAAAAAAAGUGUAGGAAUUAUUAAGUUAACAAUAAUUUGGAAUAAGCAAGUUAAGAAUUCCUUUCUUUGUUCUUAAGGUAUCUGUUAUCUUUAGGCUAUAUCCAGCACCGAAGGUGUUGUUUUAAUAUAAUGAUAUGAUCUAU